UGUUAUGUCGUUGAAAAUAUCGAAAGGCAAGAAGUCAAGUAGACAAGAUGUUUUAUCGGCAUCUGAAAAAGAAAGAGGCAGCACUUAUUCAAAAGUUGAAGUUUCUGAUAGGAUUAUAAUGCAGGAGUAUACGAAUUUAUGCCAUGUUUUAAGCCUGUGGUCGGAAGAGACUUCGGAGCUGUCUGAAAUGUUUGUUUCAAAAGAAAAUGUACCUAAGCUUCCCUGGGACCAAUAUGCUCGGGAAAAGAUGGAAAAACGAUUGUUACAUUUGGAAAAUUAUGUGAUUUUGUUUGAACCGGCACCUAAAACGAGUAGAGAGCCACUUAGGUCGAGCUCGUCUGUUUGGAGUAAUACACUGAAAAGGCAUGCUGACCAAAUGACGGUUUGGAGAAAUGUAGAAUUUAAGGCUGAAAAGACGAAUCUCGAGAAGAAGAUUUUACAUUUCAGAACAGAAAACGAAAUUCUUUCGAAGCGAUACAUGCCUGUUGUUGAGAACAAUCUUCCAGAAACAAUAAAAGAACUUAUGCAAUCAUGUGAGCGUCUAAAAGGCAAAAUAUUAUGCGAGCUCAAGAAAUAUAACGCUUGUGAUGAAAUGCACAAAGUUCACGAGGAGACCAUGCCCCACAUAAAAGAAGAAUUUACUGACGGCGUUGGCGAUAAAAAACUGACAUCUUCGGAGAUCCCCAGUAAUUCAUUGUUAUGUCUUCAAGAUGACAAAAUGGACUAUUUUUAUGAUCAACAGCAAAAAGUACUUCGAUUGCUGACCAAAUAUUGUAAAUUGCUGCUUCGUGAAGAGAAAUUUGGCGCAACUUUCAACCCAUCGCUACCUCCCGAGGACGCAACAGCCAAUCUGAACGACUCAUUGAUGAGUGAGAACACUACAUCCUGUUCCUUUUUCUCCUCUCCAGACAGAGCAUCGCCGAGAAAACUAGCCGUGAACGUGAAGGCCUAUGACCUGAAAUCAGGAGAGCUGCGGGAAGCAAACACAAUGUAUGGACGGCUAGUCGAAAGAAGAGUAAAACAAAGUGUUGCGACUGGUGCUAUACAGUCUGCGUUGUCUCAGGUCAGAAAAGACUUGAAGGCCAAUGCGAUCGAGGUCAAAGAGAUCCAAGCUCAGCAUAACGACAGUGACGUCGUCAGGGACUCAAACGUCAAGAUAGUCGACCGACCCAGCUCAUUGCAAUUGAGGAGUCAAAUAUUACACCUGCGAGAGAGACAGUCCGUGUUGAGAGGGGAGGUGGAAGAGAGGCUAAAGAGUUUGCAGCUGCUGUGCAAAGCAGUGGGCAACAGCUGCAACUGUUCACACGAGAACCUCUCUUUUCUAGUUAAGAGAGACAGGCUGCAGAACUUCGUCAGUCAACAAAACAAGAUCCUGAGCUACCUGAACACAGUGCGUGAGCGGGGAGAUAGAACUCGGAAUAUUCUAGAAGGAGAGCAGACUGGACUGCGCAAACAGACCCUUCAUGCUGAGGCUGCUUUUGCAGAAGUGCACAGUCUGGACCAGUUCACGAAACAGCUACAGGAAGAUCUGAAAAGACUGAAUUUUUCUGGACAACGCAGGCAGCGGUUAACUAUCGCUCACAAAGACGAAUUGGCGCAAAAACUUCUCAUUGUUUUCAAGAAUGCACAACUCCGAACAGAAACCUGCGCUAGCACAUUAUCCCAAGCUAGUCAUGUAAAAUCUCAGAAAUAUAUCGCCGUCAAAGAGGAACCUCUGAAUGAAUCAACUUCGUCAUGCUCAUCAAUUGUAUCAAAAGAUAGUUCAAAUUUUGGGCGAAAUUUGAAGCGAGACAUAACCAAUUCGAUUUCAGCCGCGAAAACCGUUUUCAAGCAUGAGUUUGGGCAUGCAAAUAGCGUGGAGCUGCUGACAUAUGAUGAUUUGCUACAGUUCGUACAUAGACUGGAGAAAGAUAUUUCGUUGAGGAGCAAGGAAGUUGCAGCUGCUAUGCGAGUGAAGAGAGAUGAAAUCAAAGCGCUCGAGGAAUCUGUAACAAAGUGCGAGGCGUCUCUUUCACGCCUCAAGCAGUCUCAAGCGGAGCUUUCAAAGUGCAAGCAAUCUUUUGCGAAGGACUUGAGCCACAUAGAAAUGCAACUAGGAGGCCACAUGACACAAUGGGCUAACAUGCAGAGGUACUGGGAUUCGAACCCUGCUGCGAAGAUGGAGAGAGAUGCUUUUGUAGACUUCUUUUUGCGUCCCACUCAAACCAGUCUGAAUAUUUCUCGAUGGAAAAAAGGGUUUAGCUCUGCUGUUUCCGGAUCGUUUGGGUGCUAAUGCUAAGUAUGGUCAGAUACUUAAUGAAUUGCCUUUUGAAAAAUAUUCGAAAUAAUUUCGUGGGUUUUUUUACGGUAUUUUUUAAAGUAUCUAUGAUUGUUCAUGUAGUUUG
Messenger RNA from Symsagittifera roscoffensis, 2384 nucleotides. RefSeq lists its product as uncharacterized. Bases 5 to 2272 code for a protein of 755 amino acids. The record is from RefSeq and is a predicted model, not a curated record. The transcript is spliced from 10 exons. Lineage: Eukaryota; Metazoa; Xenacoelomorpha; Acoela; Convolutidae.